AUGACAAGAAACUCGUUCGACGGGUACUCAGAGUCCAUCCGCCUAGCCCACGUCCUCUCUCGUCUCCAGGCGCAUCUGCUCUCCCCGUCCGCAGACUUCAAACUCCUCCGCCGCUCCAAACACCACCGAGCCCGCGUUGCUGCUAAUGUAAACUAUGGUCGAGACCUACUACUUCAGCUCGAGCGCUCCCUGCCGAACAUACCGUCCCCAACGAGAAGAUAUGCGCUGCAAACGGAGCUGGUGGCGCAGCGCCAGUUGCUCAAAGCCUUGCAGCUGAGAAUCGACGAGCUGGCGAUGGAAGGGGAGAUGAGAGAUGAAGAUGAAUCGUCGUCAGAGGAUGAGGAUAUCCUGCCGACGCCGGCAGGGAGUACGCCAGAGCGCGCCCCGUCACGAGAGGGCACGUCGACCACGAGGGACGAGAAGAGAGAGCCGCAGGGCCAGCUGCCCAGCGAGGCUCCUGCAGGCGAAAUCUCCAAGUCGGACGUGCAGCCGGCCAGCCUCUCCAGCUCGGCGCCAGCAACUAGCACCCUCCGCAGCAGACACCACACUGCAUCGGCAGCACACACAUCCCGCUCCACCGCCAUCCCAUCGACAUCUCCCUCCCACCGACCGUCGAUAACGCCGAUCCACAACCAGACUGCUGCCACAUCUUCUCCAUCCUCGGCUACCCAGCCCUCCUCGAGCACCCACGCUGCCGAAGCCGCCCUUACCACCUCCCGCCUCGAGCAAGACUCUCUCACCGAAUCCCUCCUUUCCCUCGCCACGCAGCUCAAGUCCUCUACUCAUACCUUCCACACACAUCUCGAGUCGGAAAAAUCCAUUCUCUCACGUGCCACUGAGGGGUUAGACCGGAAUACCACGGGCCUGGAGGCGGCGGGGAAGAGGAUGGGAAUGCUGAGGAGGAUGACGGAAGGGAAAGGGUGGUGGGGACGGGUUCUGAUGUAUCUGUGGAUUGUAGGUCUGUGGAUCGUUGCCGUGCUGAUUGUUUUUGUGGGGCCGAAAUUGCGGUUUUAA
Messenger RNA from Ophidiomyces ophidiicola, 1014 nucleotides. RefSeq lists its product as uncharacterized. The record is from RefSeq and is a predicted model, not a curated record. The transcript is spliced from 2 exons. Gene Ontology annotation, biological process: retrograde vesicle-mediated transport, Golgi to endoplasmic reticulum. Gene Ontology annotation, cellular component: endoplasmic reticulum; SNARE complex. Bases 1 to 1014 code for a protein of 337 amino acids. Lineage: Eukaryota; Fungi; Ascomycota; Eurotiomycetes; Onygenales; Onygenaceae. Gene Ontology annotation, molecular function: SNAP receptor activity.